UUUCAACUUUCCCAUAUUUCAACGAACCAAAAUAGCAACAUAUUACCAAGAGCUCCGCUAAAGUUAGCCUCGGUGUCAGAUCAGAUCAAAUUUGAAACAACACACGAGUGAAGAACUGAUCAUCCUUCAAUUUAAGAUGGGAAACAAACCCUCACCAACCAGUCCACCUACCCCUCCGGCUCCAAGACCUUCACCUCCGCCUUCUCGCUUGCCGAGUCGAUCACAAUGACAGUACCCAUACCAGCCCUCAGUGCGGCGGAGAGAGAGAAAUACGACAUUUUCUUCCCGCCGCUGCCAAACUAUGGCCCUCCCACGCUCGGCAAGAGGUUUAAAUGGGCUGUACUGCGCAUUGGACCACCUCGUCCAUUUCAACAAGAAGAAGAGCGACGAGCCGAGGAGAGAGAGAAGGAGGAAAGGAAAUGGGAAAGGCAAAGAGACGGAGAUGUUGACCGUGCGAUACUGGAAAGUCAUGGAGGGUGGUGUCCAUCUGAGGGAGGGAGAGACAAGAUGAUAAGAGACGUGGGAUAUUAUGCUCGAAGAGUAGGCCUGGAUUGCGAGGAACUGAAGGUCCAGACUGAAGAUGGACAUAUACUUGUGCUGUGGCACGUUUAUGACCCCCGAGAAUAUAUCCCUUUACCUGCUGCGUUGCGCGGAAUCCGUGGUCCGGAGUCAAUCGAUGCCAUUCGACCACCGUCGAGAAAGCUGGAGCCGCAAGAAAGGGGUCAGACAAAAGAGGAAGAGAGAAGAUAUCCGAUUUUGAUGAUACAUGGGUUGUUGCAGAGUGCGGGGGUUUAUGCAACGAAUGAUGAACACUCACUUGCCUUUUGGCUUUGCAAGGAGGGUUUUGAUGUUUGGUUGGGCAAUUGCAGAGCGGGUUUUACCCCUGAACAUGUCGAGUUGGACAAUCAAAAUCCAGAAAUGUGGAACUGGGAUCUAAGACACAUGGCCACCUUGGAUCUCCCAGCACUCACGGCAAGAGUUCUCUCCGAAACGUCAUUCUCAAAAUUGGCCUUGGUCGGACACUCACAAGGUACGACUGCCACUCUGAUCGCACUUUCGCGCUUUAGUCGUCCAUCACUGUCCUCAAAACUCUCAGUUGCUUGUCUUCUUGCACCAGCGUUCUAUGCAGCAUCUCUUCUCACCACCAAAUUUGUUUUUCGAUUCAUGCGCCUAAUCCCGUUAUCCGCAUUCACGCUACUUUUCGGCCGGACUUCUUUCAUACCUGUUAUGGGAAAGUUGGGCUACCUGCAUGGGAAAGUGCCAGAAAAUUGGAUUGGAGGACCUAGUUAUGCUGCUUAUCGAUUUCUAUUCAAUUGGACUGAUCAGAACUGGGAUCGUGGACGAGGGACAGGGGCCAUGGCUUGGUGGUUGGGAAGAGGUGGAUUUGCCGAUCGAGAUUGUGUUUUGAGUAUCAAGGAGGAACUUGAGCGGGAGAACAUUGAGGAUUUGUUGGAAGAUUUUGAGAAAGGCGCUACGGGCUCGAUAAACCCUGCAGAGGCAAGUACGUUGAGAGAAAAAUUGAGAAAAGAUGAGGAGAAAGGGUUUAGGAGUGAAUGUUGGUUUCCAGAAUAUACAGCACCAUUGGCUUUUUGGGCUGCGGGAGACGAUGAACUUGUUGAUGGAAAAAGAUUGUUGAAUAGGUUCAGAAGAGGACGAGAACCAAACGCGAAUAUCGUACAUAAGCAUGUGGUGGCGGGCUAUGAACAUCUGGAUGUCGUCUGGUCUUGUGAUGCGGUUGAGAAGGUAGGAUGGGAAAUGAGAAAUGUGAUUUGGAAAAGUGUGCAAGAUAAGAGUGAGAUAAGGAAUCCCAGAGGUUGCGUGGACAUCUGACAGAGAAGAGGUGAGGC
Molecule: messenger RNA, 1847 nt
Organism: Mollisia scopiformis
Lineage: Eukaryota; Fungi; Ascomycota; Leotiomycetes; Helotiales; Mollisiaceae
Product: alpha/beta-hydrolase
Exons: 4
Coding region: 226-1830 (534 amino acids)
Biological process (GO): lipid metabolic process
Source: RefSeq, a predicted model, not a curated record